AUGAACAAUAGGCUGAUACAUCGUUCUGUGCGAUUUGCCACUCACAAUAGCCAGCUCUUGCUACCACCUUUGGUUCUUUACAAAAGAAUACUAAGGCAACAUAAGAUGCUGCCCGCUCCACAGAGGGAAAUGGGUGACCAAUACGUGCGAAAUGAGUUCAAACUGCACAAGGAUAUCGAAAACCCAUUGCAUAUAGUCGGAUUCCUGGCUUCGUGGCAAGAUUAUCUGCACAUGAUUUCUAACGGUGACUGGAAAGAUAUAACUUUAUCCUCGGAGACUCUUGAGAAGUUGUCCCCUGAGCAAGUAGUCCAGCUUUAUGAAUUGAUGAAGGAGACACAGAAACUCCACCAAGAUACAAAGACAGAGUCCACCAAGGACAUAAAAGGAAACGACAAGGACUAA
This is a messenger RNA of Saccharomyces kudriavzevii IFO 1802, 402 nucleotides long. RefSeq names its product Sdh7p (gene SDH7). The coding region runs from base 1 to 402 and encodes 133 amino acids. Gene Ontology annotation, cellular component: mitochondrial intermembrane space; mitochondrion. The record is from RefSeq and is a predicted model, not a curated record. Gene Ontology annotation, biological process: mitochondrial respiratory chain complex II assembly; succinate metabolic process. Lineage: Eukaryota; Fungi; Ascomycota; Saccharomycetes; Saccharomycetales; Saccharomycetaceae. The transcript has a single exon.